UACUAUUUCGGGAGUUAAGAGUCUGACACAUGUUUCGUGGGAACUAAAAAGUCUUUGUCCCGGUGGAUUACCAAAUACCACACAAAAGGCACAAAGCAAUAAACAAGAAAAUUUAGACCAUGAUCUUUCUUUAAUCUUUAUGCACUGAAAACAUAGAAGUUUUUUUUUUUUUUUUUUUUUUUUCUGGGAGAGAGCAAACACACAAGAUUAAUUUGUAGGAACAGAAUAGAUGCUUGUAGUAACUAUAGCAGUGUCUGCCUAUUUUGCCCAAGUGAAAACAACUAAUUGGCUUGAAGUUGGAUCACGAUAAACUUUAUAUACCAGGACCGCAAUCCUGCAUCAGCUCAAAGAAAUAAGUAAUUAAAUAAAUACAUGUGAAGCUAGAAAGUCAAUUGCUAAUUUUCCCUUGGCGUCAUCAAAGUCCAAGUGAAAUUAUUUUGAUUUGAAUUGGUAAGCAAACAACUGCUGAUUAAAGCAUUUUCAAAUAUUAAAGUCUCUGCUCUAUUUUAGACUCAACAAUUUGAUCUGUAACCUUACCAGCAAAUUAGAAAUGGUUGUCCUCCUUCUUCUUCUCUUGUUUCACUUAGCCCCUUGUGCAACCUCAUUAAACUUCAAUUUCUCCACCUUCCCAAAUGGCAUCAACAACCUAUCUUUCGAGGGAGAUGCUUUCGUCGACGGUGCUUUCCUCCGACUCACCAAAAGCGCUGCUGACGACGUGCAAGACCAAAGUGUCGGUCGAGCCACCUACAGCCAACCCUUCCUCCUCCGCGACAACGCCACCGGAAAACUCGCGGACUUCACCACAAAUUUCACAUUCACCAUCAACUCGCUGGACAAAACACCCUAUGCAGAUGGCCUCGCCUUCUUUUUGGCGCCAAACGGGUCUGCACUCAACAGAACAAUAGGCAGAGGCGGCUCUCUUGGCCUCCCAACCAUAAACCCAGAAAAAAACGAGUCCACGAAUCUGUACCCGUUUGUGGCAGUGGAGUUUGACAUUUUUCAGAACGCCGUGACGUCUGUCCAAGAUCCCGCCGGCGAUCAUGUUGGUAUUGAUGUCAACUCUGUCAAGUCUAAGGUUACAAGGGCGUGGAAUGGUAGUAUUACACAGGGACGAGACAAUAAUGCUUGGAUUCGUUACGAUUCUGGAUCCAAAAAUCUUAGCGUUACAUUUACUACUUAUGAAAAUGGUGUCUGGGUUAGAAGGUAUUUUGAUUACAUGGUUGAUGUGAAUGAGAUUUUGCAGGGUUGGGUGAUUGUUGGGUUCUCUGCUGCAACAGGUGCUAUGACUGCUCUGCACAAGAUCAACUCAUGGAGUUUCAAUUCGACAUCGCUGAUUGAUGAGAAUGCGAAAAACAACACACCAGUAGCUCCUGAGCCGACCCCCAUUGUUGAACCCGAGUCAGGAAAUGGCAUCAACAUUGGACUUGUGGUUGGGCUGGUUGUUGGUGGGUGUGUUCUUUUGGUUGGUGGGUUUUGUUUGGUUUGGUUCAUUUUUUGGAAGAAGGGGGGAACAGGGGAAAGUAGCGACAAUGAUGAAGAUCCUAUGGUCAACGAUCCGAUUGAUGACGAAUUCGAAAAGGGGACAGGCCCAAAGAAGUUUUCGUACAAGAUAUUGGCUCAAUCGACAAAUGAUUUUGACGAGGGAGAGAAGCUUGGAGAGGGAGGGUUUGGUGGGGUUUACAGAGGCUUCGUAAAAGAUUUGAACUCAUAUGUUGCUGUUAAGAGGGUAUCAAGUGGGUCUAGACAGGGGCUGAAGGAGUACGCAGCAGAAGUAAGGAUCAUCAGUCGACUUAGGCAUCGAAAUCUGGUGCAACUCAUUGGUUGGUGCCACGAAAAGAGAGAACUCCUACUUGUUUACGAGUUCAUGUCCAAUGGAAGCUUAGAUUCCCAUUUGUUCAAAGGAAAAAGCUUGUUAGGUUGGGAGGCAAGGUACAGAAUUGCUCAAGGCUUGGCGUCCGGAUUGUUCUAUCUACACGAAGAAUGGGAACAAUGUGUGUUGCACAGAGAUAUCAAAUCCAGCAACAUUAUGUUGGAUUCGAAUUUCAACGCCAAACUGGGAGAUUUUGGGUUGGCUCGACUUGUUGACCACGGGAAACAAUCACAAACUACUGUUCUGGCUGGAACCAUGGGCUACAUGGCUCCUGAAUGUGUCACCACAGGAAAGGCUAGCAAGGAAACAGAUGUUUACAGUUUUGGAGUUGUUGCUUUGGAGAUAGCUUGUGGGAGAAAACCCAUUGAUCCCAAGUUGGGAACAAGUAAAAUCAACAUGGUAGAGUGGGUUUGGGAGCUUUAUGGACAAGGGAAAGUCAUUGAAGCAGCUGACCCAAAAUUGUGUGGAGAUUUUGAUGAGAAACAAAUAGAGUGCUUGUUGAUUGUUGGGUUGUGGUGUGCUCAUCCAGAUUACAAGAUCAGGCCUUCGACGCAACAAAUAAUUCAAGUGCUUAGCUUAGAAGUUGCGCCGCCUAUUCUUCCAUCAAAGAUGCCAAUAGCCAGCUACUUUUCUCCUCCAGUAUCAUUUUCAAUCUUGUCCGGUGAUGUUACUGGUUCUGAAAGAGGUCAAACAGAGUCUUUAAGUUAUGGUUACAACACCAAUUCAUCACAGUUCACCUCAUCUUCCGCUUCCAAUUCUUCUCCAUCAGCUUCACUUUUGUACACAAAUUAAAUUUAUACUUAAUAAUUGUGUUAUUCAAAUUUAUUUUUUUAUUUAUAUUUGUGUUUGAAUUCUUUAAGUAGAUAUGCACAUAAUUUAUCAAUUAUAUAUAGUAUAAUGAAGAGACGAUUUGCUCCUUUUUAUCAAGCCAUAUAUUUCAGGUUGGAUGCAUAUCUGUUUCUACUCUUGAGGUCUAUAAUUUAUCAAUUAUAUAUAAGGGGACUUCCAGAUUAGUUUA
Messenger RNA from Prunus persica (peach), 2888 nucleotides. Its product is annotated as L-type lectin-domain containing receptor kinase IX.1. Gene Ontology annotation, molecular function: protein kinase activity; ATP binding; carbohydrate binding. Gene Ontology annotation, biological process: protein phosphorylation. The transcript has a single exon. The record is from RefSeq and is a predicted model, not a curated record. Lineage: Eukaryota; Viridiplantae; Streptophyta; Magnoliopsida; Rosales; Rosaceae. The coding region runs from base 551 to 2662 and encodes 703 amino acids. Gene Ontology annotation, cellular component: plasma membrane.